CGUGCGUGCGGCGCCGGGCGCGCCGCGUGACGUCACGCUGCCAGCUGACUGCUCGCCCCCGGAAGUGAUGCGGAGGAGCGCAGCCUCGCCGGGAUCGCGACGGGACUGCCGGCUGGGAUCGCUAAUGAGCAUUGGAGUCUGCUCAGAACAGCUGCGGUCUGAGGCUCCUGGCAUCACCAGGGAGGUGCUUUGCAUCAUGGCAUCUAGCUGUGCCUCUUCAGCAUGACCCAAAGACUGAGUUAAAACCCUGCUGCGGAGAGUUCUCCAUGUAAAUACCAGCGGGCCUGCAGGCAGCUGUGAGAGCCAGUGGAAUGACUCCCUGUGUAGCCGUAAUGAGACUCCCACGUGCUGCCUGCCCACGGAGCUGCGGCCAUGCUGUUUGCCCCAUGCAGGUUGGCGGACUGCCGCUAGUGGCAUGGUGCGAUGCGCUGAGGAGCGGCCGUGGGGCUGUGGGACAGCGAGGAAGCUGCUCUGAAUGAAGCCAGGCUCCCUGCACCAUGGGCCAGUGUGUCACGAAGUGCAAGAAUCCUUCGUCUACCCUCGGCAGCAAGAACGGGGAAAGGGAGGCGGGCAGCAAGUCGCAUAGCAAGAGAAGUACUGUCCACAAAGAUGAGCGCGCUUCGGCUUGUGGGAAGUCCUCGGGAGAUAUACUGGUGAAUGGGACAAAGAAAGCGGACACUGCUGUGGAGUCCGGUCCGCCUUCAGCGUUUUCUGGGGACACAAAGAAAGACUCUGUCUCCAGCGCGGAAGAAUCAUCUCUCCAAAGGAUUGGAGAGUUAUUUAGGAGAUACAAGGAUGAACGGGAAGACGCCAUACUGGAGGAAGGAAUGGAACGAUUUUGCAAUGACCUCUGUGUUGAUCCCACUGAAUUUAAAGUGCUAGUUCUGGCUUGGAAAUUCCAGGCUGCUACUAUGUGCAAAUUUACAAGGAAGGAGUUUUUUGAAGGCUGUAAAGCAAUAAAUGCAGACAGCAUCGAUGGCAUUUGCGCACGGUUUCCCAGCCUCUUACACGAAGCCAAGCAGGAAGAUAAAUUCAAGGAUCUCUACCGCUUCACCUUUCAGUUUGGCCUGGACUCUGAGGAAGGACAGAGGUCGCUGCAUCGGGAAAUAGCCAUUGCCCUUUGGAAAUUAGUCUUCACCCAAAACAAACCCCCCAUUUUGGACCAGUGGUUGCACUUCCUAGUUGAGAACCCCUCAGGAAUCAAGGGAAUCUCCCGGGACACAUGGAACAUGUUUCUAAAUUUUACUCAGGUGAUCGGACCAGACCUUAGCAACUACAGCGAAGAUGAGGCCUGGCCAAGUCUCUUUGAUACCUUUGUGGAGUGGGAAAUGGAGCGGAGGAAAAAGGAAGAGGAAACCAAAUGUAUUACGUCUUCGGACACAGAGGGUCUGUGUGCAGAAGAACAGACUUAACAGCAUUUAAGCGGCAGUGACAAAAGCAACCUGUUGCCCUUCAUGAGAUGUAAACUCUGGAUGUUUCUGGUGGUUACCAAGGCUCCAGAUUUUUUUUCUACUUUACACCUUUUUCUGCCUUGUAUUCGAAAGGGCUCUAAAAUGCUGUAUCAUGUUUUAGGCACUUUCUUAACUUUGGUUAUUCCUUUUACUCUUACCCUGAAAUAUUUGACCCCGGCUACAAGUUAAUCGUUUUUGUUAAGACUUCAGAUUAGUAUAAGUAAGUCUGAUAUUUCUUGCACAAUGUAGAUCUUUUUAGUUAGGUUAAAUUAACAUUGCUAAAUUAUACAGUGCCAGAUUAAGUUUUUCAUACUACGUCUGUCAGGGCAGGUCUGUACUGUGUGUAGUGCUGUUUACAUUGUUGAGAAUUUAGGCUGUAAUAAUUUUAAGGUUUUAUACCAAGAAUAUAGCAGUGUUAACUUGAAAUGCAUUAAUCCCCUCCUAAUACGGCUCUUAAAAAAAAAAAAAAAAGCCACCACCACCAACAAAUCCAAUGACAUAAGCAACAGCUUUUUGUAAUACGGCUAAUUGCCACUUGAAGCUAACUCCUGGUGACCGAAUCCAAAUCAUUCCUUUUUAUUUUCAGUUUCAAACUAAAUGUUGGGACUGUUUUAUAAAGUUACUGUACCUGUCAGUCAACUGAGUGGUAGAUGAGGAUUUGUAUCGAAAUCUCUGACACAACACGUAAUAAAAGAGCAGUGCUACCUCAGUUUUAUUGAAAGUGGACUUCUUGGUGGACUUCCAUUUUCUCUGGAAGUUUUAUUUUUGUGGUUACAGGAGAAUAUUUUUACUUGACUAAAAGAACCAAAGGUUCUGCUUCUUAAGUUUCUUAAACGUUGACAGAAGCAACACACAAAGCCUAAGUCUUCAAGGAAAACUGCGGUAUAAUUCUGCUUUAAUUUGUUUGAUUUAUACCUGAAGCAUUAUCUUACUUGUCUGGCAAGCACAGUACUUCUAUGUGAGGAACCAAUUUUUUAAACCUAUGCUUAAUUGCUAAAUUGCAGUUAAUACUCUACACUUUCUGGAGCAACAAUAUCGGCAUCUGAUGACAAAGUGAAUUCGUAAUGUGUUCUUAACGACAACAGUGUAGACGAGUCAUUUUUAGACUGAUUUGAUAAUAUUUGGAUAGGAGUAAAUUUAUUAUUUUACAAUGCCUGUAUUGGGACUAUUUGCCUGUUGAAACUGUUGUGAUUUAAAGGGAAUUUUAUUAACACUGGUUGAAGCUU
Molecule: messenger RNA, 2677 nt
Organism: Numida meleagris (helmeted guineafowl)
Lineage: Eukaryota; Metazoa; Chordata; Aves; Galliformes; Numididae
Gene: DCUN1D3
Product: defective in cullin neddylation 1 domain containing 3
Exons: 6
Coding region: 498-1412 (304 amino acids)
Biological process (GO): positive regulation of ubiquitin-protein transferase activity; protein neddylation
Cellular component (GO): ubiquitin ligase complex
Molecular function (GO): cullin family protein binding; ubiquitin-like protein binding; ubiquitin conjugating enzyme binding
Source: RefSeq, a predicted model, not a curated record